AAGCUCCUCACAAAGGUGAGUAUGAGGGUCGUCAUGGACUCAGUCCGUCUGAAAGCUGCAGAAAAGCAGCUUUAGGAGUAAAUCCUCGUAGUUAUCUGGUUAUUAUCGGUGUGUUGAUAAAGAGGACUGGAGUUAGGGUUUAUCAGACGGGAGGGUUGGGUUAUCUCUGCGUAUAUAAAGAGGCUGCAGACUGGAGCUGUGUUAUACAGUCGGAGGUCACGAUGGGGAAGGACUUCCACCUUUACGAGAAUGUCUCGAACAUCAGUCCCUUCGAAGGCCCUCAGUAUCACCUGGCCCCCCGCUGGGCCUUCUACCUGCAGACCAUCUUCAUGGGCUUUGUCUUCUUUGCCGGGACGCCUCUCAACCUACUCGUGCUCUUCGUCACGCUGAAGCACAAGAAGCUGAGGGUUCCUCUGAACUACAUCCUGGUGAACGUGUCGUUCGCGGGCUUCAUCUUCACCACCUUCUCCGUCAGCCAGGUGUUCAUCUGCAGCGCCAGAGGCUAUUACUUCCUGGGUCACACCAUGUGCGCCCUGGAGGCCACCAUGGGUUCCAUCGCAGGGCUGGUGACGGCCUGGUCUCUGGCAGUUUUGUCUCUGGAGAGGUAUUUUGUGAUCUGCAAGCCGCUGGGGGCCUUCACGUUCAGCAACGAACAUGCUCUGGCCGCGGUCGGCUUCACCUGGUUCAUGGGGGUCGGCUGUGCCAUCCCACCUUUCUUCGGCUGGAGCAGGUACAUCCCUGAAGGCCUGGGCUGCGCCUGUGGACCGGACUGGUACACUCACAAUGAGGAGUAUCACUGCAGCAGCUACACCUUCUUCCUGAUGGUGACCUGCUUCAUCAUGCCGCUCAGCAUCAUCAUCUUCUGCUACGGCCAGCUGCUGAUGACCCUCAGAGCCGUGGCGGCGCAGCAGGCGGAGUCUGUCUCCACCCAGAAGGCAGAGAAGGAGGUCUCCAGGAUGAUCGUGGUGAUGGUGGGAUCCUUCGUCGUCUGUUACGCUCCCUACGCCCUCGCUGCCCUGUACUUCGCCUACUCCACGGAUCCGAACAAAGACUACAGACUGGUGGCCAUCCCUGCCAUAUUCUCCAAGAGCUCCUGCGUCUACAACCCUCUGAUCUACACCUUCAUGAACAAACAGUUUAAAGGCUGCAUCAUGGAGACAGUGUUUGGGAAGAACACGGAGGACGACUCUAAAGUGUCUACCUCAAAGACUGAGGUGUCCUCAGUGUCUUAACGAUGGGACAAAAUGACGACUGAUUAAAGGAU
Molecule: messenger RNA, 1264 nt
Organism: Gymnodraco acuticeps
Lineage: Eukaryota; Metazoa; Chordata; Actinopteri; Perciformes; Bathydraconidae
Gene: opn1sw1
Product: opsin 1 (cone pigments), short-wave-sensitive 1
Exons: 5
Coding region: 222-1232 (336 amino acids)
Biological process (GO): phototransduction; G protein-coupled receptor signaling pathway; visual perception
Cellular component (GO): membrane; photoreceptor outer segment
Molecular function (GO): G protein-coupled receptor activity
Source: RefSeq, a predicted model, not a curated record